This is a messenger RNA of Metopolophium dirhodum (rose-grain aphid), 1108 nucleotides long. RefSeq lists its product as uncharacterized. The record is from RefSeq and is a predicted model, not a curated record. NCBI's taxonomy places the organism in Eukaryota, Metazoa, Arthropoda, Insecta, Hemiptera, Aphididae. The coding region runs from base 317 to 817 and encodes 166 amino acids. The transcript has 5 exons.
AUAUAGUGUGCAGUUGUGUUUCGAGCGGCCGGCGAGCUUGUCGCGUGUGCACACGGUGUUCACAAGUCGUGUGGUAAAAAUACUAUAACAAUAAUAACAAUAAUAACAAUACAACAAAUUCCAUAAACACACACCGUUGGUAGUAAAAAAUUUAAUAUAAGAAUCUUAUAAUCGAAUAUUAUUAUAUUUUUAUCUCCGCGGCCGAGUGCUGCAGUCACGCCGGUGCAGUGCAAGUCGAUUAAAAAACUUCCGAUAGACGUGCAACGUGUGCCGUCGUAUUCCACCUAAGUUUUUCACGGUAAACUUAGGCUCCGAGAUGGGUCGAAAGUUCCCGUUGACCACUUCGUUUUUGGGUUUCCCGCUCAAGACCGGAGCCAUCAUCAGCGGCGUCUACGGAAUAGUGAUUGCCAUAGUCACUCUAUUAAUCAUUCUGAUAUGUGACAUCAGAAUACAGACCAUUGUCAUAGAUUUCUUACCCAAAGCUGUCGUACAAAUCAUUGUCUCCAUCAACCUGCUUAUGACAGUAUUAAUAUCGGUUCUGCUUUUGGUCGGGAUUUUUAAGCGAAAGAAGAUAUUGAUGCUUCCUUGGAUAGUACUUACAAUCAUGUUAUGCAUUGGACUAGUGAUAUCUGUGAUAUACACUUCUAUUGACUUCUUGAUUCAUAAAUUCUAUUUCACUAGCUUUGGGGUUUUAGUGAUUGGCUUGCUAUGCGUGGGUAUUUACGUGUACAUGUGGUGGGUGACUUACAGUUAUUAUCAAAAAAUCAAAGAAGAAGAUAACCGGACUCCAUACACUAGAACACCUUACUACGGCUGAACCAUUUAACUAAAUUAUUUUCACAAUGAUGAAUGUUUGUACGAUAAUCAUGCAAUGUUAUUGCCAAUAAGAUUUUUCUAGACAUGAUGAAAUGAUUAAUCCUCGACAUUGUAUAUAAUAACAUUGAAUGUGUGUGUACAAGUUAUAGUAUUAAGUAGUUUAACAAGGUUGUUUUUCAUGUUAAUAUUUUAAUGCACUAUUUAUAUAUAUAUAUAUUUUUUUUUUAAUUUAUAAUAUUUAUAAUAUGUAUAUAAUAAACAAUUAAAUAAUAUACCCACAAAGUUAAAAUAA